CAGGCGGCUGUGAUUCGACUGCCUUCCCCUGCGGCUGGAGGAUUCCUGCCUCAGAAGAGAUCAGCUCACCAGCCCUCACCCUUUGGCUGGGAAACGUGGAACAAGUCCAGCUCAGCACUGGACUCCUCCAAAAACCAGACACCCCCCCUUUCUGGUUUGCUUCCUAAUUGUUGCACCCCAAAUUAAUGCAAAUAAGAGUCUCCACUUCCCCACUCUCAAAACUGCAUGGUGCAGCUAUUCUAUUAAUUUAUUAUUGUUGUUGUUAUUUUUGCAAUAGCCACCACAUUUGGCAGCUUGCAUCCAGACAACGUGGUGGAGAGGUUGCUGGGCACAGACCUGCCCCUGCCGUGUCCCCUGAAGCAUCGCCGUGUCUUUAUGUUAGGGGCGAGCGAGCAAGACGGCGAUUCAAUUUCUUUCUUUUUCCGAAGGCGGCCAAUAAAUCUCGCUCUGCAGCCUGGAAGUUUCCACCACUGAGCUGAAGCGUGAGUCUCUUUCAUUCAUUGGACACCAGGCUCUGUCAAAGACCAGGGGCGCCCCGUUGACGUUUCUUCCCUGGCCGCAAGAUGUUCAGCUGGCUGGGCCACGACGACAGGCGAAGGAAAGACCCUGAAGUGUUUCAGACUGUGAGCGAGGGGCUUAAAAAACUGUACAAAACCAAGCUUCUCCCGCUGGAAGAAUAUUACAAAUUCCACGAGUUUCAUUCGCCGGCCUUGGAAGAUGCGGACUUCGACAACAAGCCCAUGGUGCUGUUGGUGGGCCAGUAUUCCACCGGCAAGACCACCUUCAUAAGGUACCUUCUUGAGCAAGAUUUCCCCGGGAUGAGGAUCGGGCCGGAGCCGACGACGGACUCCUUCAUCGCCGUGAUGCAGGGAGAGGUGGAGGGCAUCAUUCCUGGCAAUGCGUUGGUAGUGGAUCCCAAAAAGCCUUUCAGGAAACUUAACGCCUUUGGCAAUGCCUUCUUGAACAGAUUCGUAUGUGCUCAGCUGCCAAACGCGGUUCUGGAGAGCAUCAGUGUUAUCGAUACGCCAGGGAUCCUUUCCGGGGAGAAGCAGAGAAUCAGCCGAGGGUAUGACUUUGCUGCUGUCCUGGAGUGGUUUGCGGAGCGGGUGGACCGCAUCAUUCUCCUCUUCGACGCCCACAAGCUGGACAUCUCGGACGAGUUCUCCGAGGUCAUCAAAGCGCUGAAAAACCACGAGGAUAAAAUGAGGGUGGUCCUCAACAAAGCGGACCAGAUCGAGACCCAGCAGCUGAUGAGGGUCUACGGCGCCCUCAUGUGGUCUCUGGGGAAGAUUGUCAACACGCCCGAAGUGAUCCGGGUCUACAUCGGUUCCUUCUGGUCUCACCCGCUUCUCAUCCCAGAUAACCGCAAGCUCUUUGAGGCUGAGGAGCAGGACCUCUUCAGAGAUAUCCAGAGCCUGCCCCGCAACGCCGCCCUUCGCAAGUUGAACGACCUCAUUAAGCGGGCACGGCUAGCCAAGGUUCACGCUUACAUCAUCAGUUCGCUUAAGAAGGAAAUGCCGUCCGUCUUCGGCAAAGACAAUAAGAAGAAAGAACUCGUGAACAAUUUGGGGGAGAUCUAUGGACGGAUCGAGAGGGAGCAUCAGAUUUCGCCAGGAGACUUCCCUAAUCUGAAAAAGAUGCAAGAGCAGCUGCAGGGCCAAGAUUUCAGCAAGUUCCAGCCUCUGAAGAACAAGUUGCUGGAGGCCGUCGAGGAUAUGCUGGCGAAUGACAUUGCCCAGCUCAUGGUGCUGGUACGGCAGGAAGAGUCCCAGCGGCCCGUCCAGAUGGUGAAAGGGGGCGCCUUCGAAGGCACCCUGCACGGCCCGUUUGGACACGGCUACGGCGAAGGGGCGGGAGAAGGCAUCGACGAUGCCAACUGGGUGGUGGCCCGAGAUAAGCCCAUGUACGACGAGAUCUUCUACACGCUGUCGCCGAUUGAUGGCAAAAUCACCGGGGCUAAUGCUAAGAAGGAAAUGGUGAGGUCCAAGCUGCCUAACACGGUGCUGGGCAAGAUUUGGAAACUGUCCGAUAUCGAUAAGGAUGGGAUGCUGGAUGACGAGGAGUUUGCUCUAGCCAAUCAUCUCAUCAAAGUCAAGUUGGAAGGCCACGAGCUUCCAAAUGAUCUUCCGUCCCAUCUCAUCCCUCCAUCCAAGAGGAAACUAGCGGAAUGAGAGGCCGCUAGAAAGAAAUUGGAGAGCAGCACAGUGAACAUACCUAAGUUGUACCUGUUGAGGUGUGAGGUCCCCUUUUUGGCUUGUAACAAUUUCCAGGUGUGGAAAGGAACCUGGUGCAAAGCCAAGGAUUGGGUCCAAAUUUAGUCAUACUUGGAGAAGACCCAUUGAUAUCAAUGGCAAUUAAGUUAGUCAUAACUAGCCUAAGUCCCACCGCCUUCAGUAGGUCUACUCUAAGUAGGACUAAAUCGGGAUCUAACCCUAAGUCCCAUGCGUUCUCAUGAUGAUAUGCAAUUAACUCUUCCCCGGUAGCUUCCUGACAUGUGUUGAUAAGAGGAAACGUCUGAUAGGAAUUGAAGCAGUGACAGGGAUUGCGAGAAUUUCAUUCCUGUUUGGAAAUCAUGUGAUCCUGUCUUGCUCACAACCCCGAACGCAAACACAAGCAGGAUCAACAUUUCUCUGGAAAUAAGUCACAAUUUCCCAAACUUGCGUUCGCAUUCAGAAAUGUGCGUUUGCACAUGUGUGCGUUUCUAAAACUGAGCACUUGCGCAAAUCCGCCUUCUUCCCCCCAAAUCUGCAUUUUCAUGCUUUAGUCUAUGCGGGGGAAUGCACAUUUUUGAUCAGGAAAAAUGCAGUUUUAAAAAUGGACGUUUUUCUCAAUUAAAAGGUGCAUUUUUCCAGCUUAAAAAAAAACAAAACACUCAACUUUGGGAAUGCUAACAGAGCGAACCAAGCUUCUAGGAGGAAUUUGGAGAACUUCAAGAAGUUCAGCUGUCGCAUGCUUGCCCACCUCUAGGGAGUGAAAAAGGCUUUGAUGUAGGGAGUCGGGUGAGGACAACUUCCACUGUUGUUCCAUCAACCAGCUUGAUAUCCCUGUGUGAUUUGUCCCCAAUGCUUUAAAUUGCAGCACUGCAGUCGCUGAUGGACCCCGAACCAAACCCUUAGAUGAACAAUACCUCCGGACGAGAGUGGUGCUCAGAACUUGCACUUUGGGUCUUAAGCAUUUCUGUGGAACGCUUGUCAGUGUUCAGUCUUCCUACCUGUCAUGUCUUCCUCUCUUUUUUCUUUUUUUUAAUUUUUGAAUACUUGUGGUACAGAUGUAUUUGCAGAAUAACUCGGCGGAGGGCCAGUCCUGGAACCUGUUUUAGCCAUAGGAAAUGGAUUACUCCUAGUCUGGCCUUCUGCAUUUUCUUGGAGGUGGGGCGGGGGGAACCUCAGGUGAUAAAUCCUCACUUGAACACACUUUCAGAGCUUUGGACAAAGCCUUGGGUUGUAGCCAAUGGUAGACCUACUGAGACUUAACCCAUCAAAAUGAAUGGCACUUAACUUGUACUAACGUUGGAUACAACCCAAUAGACAGAAUCCAACGGGGCAUUUAUGGCCCUGCCGAUUCCCUUAUGCUACCCCAAUUCCAUUGCGCAAGAGGCCUCCACUGCUUGCACAACUAUGGUUUAGUGGUUCCGGCAGAACUUGUGUAAGGGAACUCCAAUGGCCUGUCUCCUUCCAGAAACGAGCAUUUCUGGUCGUUCUAGGGCCUGCUCUAGGACAUGCCAAAACUCCCUUGAAUAAGUGGUGAGUCCCACUGGUGCAGUGGAAGUUACUGCUUGUGGAAGGCAAUUAGUGGGGCAGAAAGGAAUCGGGGGGGGGGGCAUAAAUAUCCCGUUGGGUUCCACCCAGUGAGCCCUUUACCGAUUAAUGGCAUUGCUAGAUUGCGAGUGCUGCUGGGAUCCUGAGAACAGUAUAGCUGGGGUUAUAUGGGUUGCCCUUAGUCAUGCUGGCUGGGGAUGAUGGAAGUUGUAGUCCAACAUGUCGGGAGGGCACCAGGGUGGGGGAGGGCCAGGUUAGUAGCUCAAAUGAGCCCUUUGAAUGGAAAUGCUGGCGAGGCGAGAGGCAGGGAACCAAGGAUUAAGAAAGAACAUAAGUGCCCUGAGGCUGGAUCAGACCAAGGGUCCAUCUAGUCCAGCAUCCUGUUCUCUUAUCCCUAAAAUAGGCCUGCGGUUUUCACAUCUCUUUGAACGCUGGCUCAACUGUGGCUGGACUAAUUCUGCUCAGUAAGUUUAUUUUUCAUUUUAUUAUAUACAUGAAAUGGAUUCAGACUUAGACGUGUGCAGCUGGGUUGGGAAAUUUCCAUGCCCCCCCCUCCUGCUCAUGGCAGCCCCCCCCCAAAUGCUAGAUAGAGGGUUGGGGUCCCCUGUUGAAUGGGGUGAGCUCUGAUCCCCAGAAAUUGGGUGUAGGCAUCUUAUGUGAGCAGAACCCUCCUACCACCGGAAGGUAGAAGGUAAAUCCUGGAUCUUACAGAAGUCUCUAGAAUUCCAUUUCAUGGAAUCAUAGAAUAGUAGAGUUGGAAGGGGCCUAUAAGGCCAUCCAGUCCAACCCCCUGCUCAAUGCAGGAGUCCACCUUUAAGCAUUCCUGACAGAUGGUUGUCCAGCUGCCUUUUGAAGGCCUCUAGUGUGGGAGAGCCCACCACCUCCCUAGGUAACUGGUUCCAUUGUCGUACUGCUCUAACAGUCAGGAAGUUUUUCCUGAUGUCCAGCCGGAAUCUGGCUUCCUGUAACUUGAGCCCAUUAUUCCGUGUCCUGCACUCUGCGAUCAUUCCUGAUCAUUCUCCAUGGUUGAGCGUGAGAGCAAGGGACAUUACAGGUGCGGAUCCUGUCCCCUGAGCAUCCGUUCGCACAUCACCCCCAGCCUCGCCUCACCAACACUCACCUCUGAUAUAUAUAUAUUAUAUUCUUCUCCAUCCCAGGAUUUCGUUGGCGUCAGGGUUGGGAUGAGAGCCCUCAUUGCUUUGUAUAUGCUGAACUUCUACUGUGACUCGAGGAGGGGGCGGGGAAGACAGAACCGGGACAGUUAUAACUUAUUUUAUAUCUCUGUGUUAAUAUUAUAUAGAGAAAUAUAUAUUCUGUGUGUGUAAAAACAUCCUUAUUGCAGUGCAUUUAUCAUGUCUUUAAAAAAAAAAAAGUUAAUGCAUUAACCUUUUUUUUUGUACCUGCAUCCUAAAACAUUAUUAAAAAAU
Messenger RNA from Elgaria multicarinata webbii, 5185 nucleotides. Its product is annotated as EH domain-containing protein 3. Gene Ontology annotation, biological process: endosomal transport; endocytosis. NCBI's taxonomy places the organism in Eukaryota, Metazoa, Chordata, Lepidosauria, Squamata, Anguidae. Gene Ontology annotation, molecular function: GTP binding; calcium ion binding; protein binding. The transcript has 6 exons. Gene Ontology annotation, cellular component: plasma membrane; cytoplasm. The coding region runs from base 564 to 2171 and encodes 535 amino acids. The record is from RefSeq and is a predicted model, not a curated record.